AAUUACCUCCUUCAGCAAUUCCACCAUGAAGUGUCGUUCACGGCUCCUGAUCGCUCGUCGGACUGUUCCUUUCUUCGGACUUCCGCCUCCCAAGUUUCACCACCACCAACAUUUCACCACCAACGUAUCCCCUUUCAAUCUCGAUCAGACUUCCCAAUUCCACGCCUACCCUCUUCGUUUCCUGGGCUCUCAACGCUUUUCCGGCAAUACCCAGAAAAUUUGGUUCUUGUCCAGUCCGGGAUUUGGUCGGUCUGUUGCGUUGUCAAGGCAUAUCUUUGAAUCCCGCGUCGUACCAACGGUGAGGGAUUUCUCGACGUCCGUUGAGACCCGUGUAAACGAUGCCAAAUUUGAGAAGAUCCUCGUGCAGAACGGGAUCAAUGUCAAGCCUCUGGUUGUCGAACGAAUUGACAAAGAUGAGGGAAUCGCUGGAGAAGCUGAUGCCAGGGUUGAAGUCGCUUCUAAUGACAAGGAUGUGAAAAAGGAGGAUCUUGAGGGGGUUAAUGGAAUAAGCGUUACUGAGAGCGGUGACAAGAGGAAGCAGAGUGAAAUUGAGAAGGAGGCGUGGAGGUUGUUGGAGAACGCAGUGGUGAUGUAUUGUGGGUCGCCGGUGGGUACGGUGGCCGCAAAUGAUCCCGGAGAUAAACAGCCAUUGAACUAUGAUCAGGUGUUUAUUCGUGAUUUUGUGCCCUCGGCUUUGGCGUUCUUGUUUAGAGGAGAAGGAGAGGUUGUGAGGAAUUUCCUCCUUCACACACUGCAGUUGCAGAGUUGGGAGAGAACUGUGGACUGUUAUAGUCCUGGACAGGGGUUAAUGCCUGCAAGUUUCAAGGUUAGAUCUGUGCCUCUUGAUGAUAAUAAGUUUGAGGAAGUGCUAGAUCCAGAUUUUGGCGAAUCAGCUAUUGGCCGUGUUGCUCCUGUGGAUUCUGGAUUGUGGUGGAUUAUUUUGUUGAGGGCAUACGGGAAGAUCACUGGUGACUAUACCUUGCAAGAGAGGGUGGAUGUUCAGACAGGCAUAAAAUUGAUCAUGAACUUGUGUUUGUCUGAUGGAUUUGAUAUGUUCCCUUCUCUGCUUGUCACUGAUGGGUCCUGCAUGAUAGAUCGGCGGAUGGGUAUUCAUGGUCACCCCCUUGAGAUCCAAGCUUUAUUUUACUCCGCUCUACGGUGCUCCCGUGAGAUGCUUGAUGUGAAUGAUGGAUCACAGAAUUUAGUGAGGGCCAUCAAUAAUAGACUCAGUGCACUGUCAUUCCACAUCAGAGAAUAUUAUUGGGUUGACAUGAAAAAGAUUAAUGAGAUUUACCGCUAUAAAACAGAAGAGUACUCCAUGGAUGCUACCAACAAGUUCAAUAUCUAUCCUGAACAAAUUCCUUCAUGGCUUAUGGAUUGGAUACCAGAAGAAGGUGGGUAUCUAAUUGGCAAUCUACAGCCAGCUCACAUGGAUUUUAGGUUUUUCACACUUGGAAACCUUUGGUCCAUUGUUUCAUCUUUGGGGACUCCUAAACAGAAUGGUGCUAUUUUGAACCUGAUUGAAGCCAAAUGGGAUGAUAUUAUCGGGCAUAUGCCUCUUAAGAUAUGUUAUCCUGCAUUGGAGUAUGAGGAGUGGCGAAUAAUCACUGGCAGUGAUCCAAAGAAUACGCCUUGGUCAUAUCAUAAUGGUGGAUCUUGGCCAACACUCCUUUGGCAGUUCACGUUGGCAUGCAUCAAGAUGGGCAGAAUAGAACUUGCCCAAAAGGCGGUUGCUUUGGCUGAAAAGAGGCUUCAAAUAGACCGUUGGCCUGAAUACUAUGACACCCCAACUGGAAAAUUUAUUGGAAAGCAAUCACGACUCUACCAAACAUGGACUAUUGCUGGUUUCCUGACCUCUAAAAUGCUCAUAGAGAAACCAGAGUUGGCAUCUCUGUUGUUCCUGGAAGAGGAUUAUGAUCUCCUUGAGAUCUGCGUUUGUGGACUUAGCAAGGGUGGAAGGAAGAAAUGUUCCCGUGGUGCAGCCAAGUCUCAGAUUCUUGUCUAAUAGAGAAGAGAACCAUUCUUUGGGAGGCAGAAAGCCUUUGUCAUGUACAGCCAGAAGCUUAGCUUGGGGCAAUCAGAUGAAAAGCAAUUUUUCAAAUCUUAGUGUGUAAUAUACAAGAUGUAUGUCACAGCUGUGUACCAACAUAAUCAUAAGUUAUAUCCAAUCAAAUUUUAAAUAGCUAGCAAUUGGAGUUUUGGAUGACUAGGAGUGAAGGAGCUCAUACCAUAUUAUGGCUUCGCCCCAGGGUCAUGUAACUGUAAUGUCAUUUUGCGGUGAAGUGAUGCAAUAUACUAAAUUCUUCUGU
Molecule: messenger RNA, 2309 nt
Organism: Rubroshorea leprosula
Lineage: Eukaryota; Viridiplantae; Streptophyta; Magnoliopsida; Malvales; Dipterocarpaceae
Source: the annotation of a GenBank genome assembly